CACCACCAACACCACCUCCAUCAGACGCCCGCGCGCACCCACAUUAGCCUUCUGCGGCUGCCACGCUCGCCCUCCCCCCUCCCCCGGCAACGUCAGCUUCUCCCGUCCCGCGCCCAAUGUACCCCUGGCUGCCGAAGCCUGUCAUGCGCAGCCCGGCAGCCCCUUGAAAACCGCGACGCUCCCCAUGUACUUCUUCGCCUCAUCCGCCCCAGAGCUUGCAGCUCCCCCGCCAUGAUCUGUGUGUUGCUCCGUCUCGCCGCCUCCAACGGGUGACGUGCUAUUAUACCUCCUCCAAACCCAUAUCGCGCCUCCGGCGACCGUCAACAUGCGCCGACAGGCGCCUGCCGCCGCCGCGGACGAACCCAGCGGGCCCCCGCCAACAAUUGCAGCGGACCCUGAAACACCUCAGGGCCUCUUGGUCGCCGCCAUCUGGGCCGAGGACGUCGAUGCCGUGGGGCAUGUCUUGGAUCAGGACCCCGAACUCGUGAGCGCCAAGCUUGCCCACCACGGCCUGUUACACCGCCGCUGGCUCGGUGAGGUUCAGCGAAUGGAGGGCUUCUUUGCGCGGGAUCGAAGUCUGCUGGCCGAGCCCGCCGUCAUCUUCGCCGCCAAGAUUCCCUUCUACAAGAACAUUUACCGGUCAACGAGGGCCAUGUCACCCGGGAGCCUCGCCGUCCUCGGCCUGUUUGUGGAUCGCGGGGCAUCCCUCAAUCAGCCGUGGCCGGACGCCGAGCACUGGAUAAAGGACGGGGUAAUGGAGACGUGUGGCCAGUACGACAGCCCCGAGGCAAUGGGCCUCUUGAUCCGCAGCGGUGCCGAGGUGGACGUCGGGCAGGUCUGGGAGCCCCUCGGGCUGGGAACGUUGGCGCUGCAGAACGGCGCCGCGCGGACGGUGCAGGCACUCUUCGAUCUCGGCGCCGCAUAUGUCCCUUUGGCGCACGGCCUGCCGCACGGCACGUUAGAGGAUGUGCAGGAACCUCUUGUCCAGGCGGCCCAAGGCGGGCAAGAAGACGCUGUAAACGUCUUGCUCCAGAGUCUGAGCCAGUCUAAUUUGACGAGACGCAUAUCCGGAACCCACGACACCGAUUUGACCGUUCUUGAUGCACUCCUCUUGGCCGCAACAGACUGUCUGCAGCCCAAAGAUAGCACAGACUCGCCCAUUGCGCCGAAUCGGCCGUGGCUUGGCCAGAUGUCGUGGCUGGAGCGGCAAGAGAGGUUAGUCCACCGCCUCUUGGAUGCUGGCGCCGACCCAGGUGCGGCCGACAGCGCGGGCAGGACGGCAUUUCAGUGCGCCUGCCGUUGGGCUGGCGCGGAUCUGAUCCGUCGAUUCGCGCUGUCCGUACCUGGCGGCGUCAACCAGCAACUCCCGUACAUCGACUGGCAGGACAAGGCAUCGUAUGCCGUGGAGACGAUUCGCACAGGAGAGAAGGUGACGUAUCUGCAUGUUGCCGCCGGCUAUCACAACGCUGCUGCUGUAGCGUGCCUGCUUGAGGCUGGUGCUGAAUUGCUCUGCGAUGAGCACGCGCGCACGCCAUUGCACUGGUGUUUUCUUACCAGGGACGACUUUGUCCAGACAGAGGUGCGCGAUUCGACGUCCCUUACGCCGCAGGUACGAGCUCUUUACGGAGUAGGCGACUCGGAACAGCAACGCUUGCCGUGGGCGCCACCCAUGGAUGUGAUUGCCAUUCUCCUGCCAUCUGUACAGGAUGUGAGCAAGACGGACACGUCGGGCCGGAGCACGCUUCACUUUGCUGCGCAGAAUCGCUACUGGGAGGCCAUGGCUGUGCUUAUUCGAAGGGGCCUGGAACCCGCCAUGCAGGACGGAGACGGACUUACCAUCUUUCACUGCAUGGUGGCGGCGCCGAAGCCUUCUGUUGCCGCGCCGGAGCACCAGGCGUACAUGCUCGGGCUCGAGCUUUUGCGAGAGGUGCUACGGGAGAGGUCGGACGUCGGCGUCGACACUGUAGACACGGAUGGCCUGACUGCGCUCCAUCAAGCUUGCGACCUGGGCCACGUGCUCAUGGUCGAGCUCUUCCUGACGCUGGGCGCCGACCCCGACUGUCGAGACAGCGUAGGAUGGACGCCGCUGUGCUGCGCGGCGGGCUCUCCCUGCCAGGACCGCGGGGAGACGCUCGAGCGCAUGUCGCCGAACGAGGCGACGGAGAGGAGGGACAAGGCAUUGUACAUGAAGGGCUUGCUGCUCGAAGCUGGCGCGGAUCCGACCUUGACGGCGGACUCUGGCGUGACAGCGGAGGACAUUGAGUAUGACAUUGCAAGGAAGCUGGUUGAUUGCGUGAGUAGAUACGCCGAAGAGCUCUAUGAUUGA
Messenger RNA from Purpureocillium takamizusanense, 2326 nucleotides. RefSeq lists its product as uncharacterized. NCBI's taxonomy places the organism in Eukaryota, Fungi, Ascomycota, Sordariomycetes, Hypocreales, Ophiocordycipitaceae. The record is from RefSeq and is a predicted model, not a curated record. Bases 326 to 2326 code for a protein of 666 amino acids. Gene Ontology annotation, molecular function: protein binding. The transcript has a single exon.